Molecule: messenger RNA, 2133 nt
Organism: Physeter macrocephalus (sperm whale)
Lineage: Eukaryota; Metazoa; Chordata; Mammalia; Artiodactyla; Physeteridae
Gene: NTMT1
Product: N-terminal Xaa-Pro-Lys N-methyltransferase 1
Exons: 4
Coding region: 1330-2001 (223 amino acids)
Cellular component (GO): cytoplasm
Molecular function (GO): N-terminal protein N-methyltransferase activity
Source: RefSeq, a predicted model, not a curated record
AGAUGAGCCUGCAGAGCCUGAUGGUGGCAGUUCCAACACCUUUCUCUUCCAUGGCUCCUGGGAGGAGAGUAAUAGCUGGGGCGGCUGGCCGGGGUGGCCCUAAACACCUUGGAGGGGGCGUGGGUAGGUGGCCAGAUGAUCGUGAAGGAUUCACAGACACAUCCCCCACUUGCUGGGGAGCGGAAGUUCCCUAUGAGCCAAGGGUCUCACUCCCCCUCCAAGCUAGCCCAGAGCACACGAAGCCAGACUGCCCAGGCCCCUCCCCCGUCCCUGCAGCCCCUCCCCUGUCCCUGCAGCCCCUCCCCGUCCCUGCAGCCGUGUGGCUCCUCGCUCUGAUCUGGCAGAGUGCAGGAGGACUUCCUGAGGUUUGACUGACAGCCCCGCCGUUCCCUCUGACUCCUAGGGACCGCCUGCCCACCUCAGUCUGGACGCUGGGAGGCAAAGUAGACAGGGCCCCAGAAGUCACGUUUACUAAUGAAUCCAAGCUGUUAGAACAAAUGUCAAAGUUAUACUUGCCGUUUCCCGGCCUAGAUGCGCCUCCCCUGGCUUGUUCCUAGAAUCUACCCGUAAGUGGAAUUCUUGUAAAGUGGAUUAUUCGGAGGACCUUGACAUUUAAAGGAAUCAUGUUGUAAGGCUUUUGGUAAAGCAAAAAAUCGUAUUGUCAGUAAAGGGCUUCAGUGAUACCGGGUUUGAAUGAUUCGAUUUUUGUCCGUAGGAUUUUCCUACAAGUGCAGAAUGACUAGCCGCACGGAGGUCCUUCUACGAUUCAUUCAGCAGCCAGUUAGUAAACGCCCACCUCGUGGCAGGUGUUAGGCUAAUGGCGUAUGACGUAGCGUCCCUGGGCCUCGGAAGCUUGCCUCCUGGGCGGGAAGGCAGACAGGGAGGCAGAGAGAGUAGAGCCAGGGGAGCGCCUGGCCCCGGAUUUAUCCUCUUCCUCCGAGCGGAGGGGAACUUUGUUGAAUGCCCGUGAGCCAUGCGGGACGCAAGAGGAACGCAGUGAUACAUCUCAGGGUGUCGCCACUGCUUUCUAAGGGGUUCCCAGUCCAGUGGGGAGAGAGACACAAAUACAAAACCAGACGUUUGUGCGAGGGGGCAGGGCCGAGCUCGCCCGAGUUGGGCGCACUGCUGUGUGGCCGGCUUUGGUGCUGUCCCUCCUGCGUGACGGCGGAGGGGCUGGGACAGAGUCGCUGUGGACGGCGGAGGGGCUGGGACAGAGUCGCUGUGGUGCCUGUCGGCAGGGGCUGGCGAGCCCACUUGGCCUUUCAGACCGCAUCCACGGGACACCGCUGCUGAGUCUGGUGCCUGAGCAAAGACGUGGCUGGUGACAGCAUGACGAGCGAAGUGAUCGAGGACGAGAAACAAUUCUAUUCCAAGGCCAAGACGUACUGGAAGGAGGUCCCGGCCACCGUGGACGGCAUGCUCGGGGGGUAUGGCCACAUCUCCAGCAUCGACAUCAGCAGCUCCCGGAAGUUCCUGCAGAGGUUUCUGAGGGAAGGCCCAAACAAGACGGGAACCUCGUAUGCCCUGGACUGCGGAGCUGGCAUCGGAAGGGUCACCAAGAGGCUGCUCUUGCCUCUCUUUGGAGUGGUGGACAUGGUGGACGUGACGGAGGACUUCCUGGUCAAGGCUAAGACCUACCUGGGUGAGGAAGGCAAGAGAGUGAGGAACUUCUUCUGCUGCGGCCUCCAGGACUUCAGCCCGGAGCCCCACUCUUACGACGUCAUCUGGAUCCAGUGGGUGAUAGGCCACCUGACCGAUCAGCACCUGGCUGAGUUCCUGCGGCGCUGCAAGCAGGGCCUCCGCCCCAACGGCAUCAUCGUCAUCAAAGACAACAUGGCCCAGGAGGGCGUGGUCCUGGACGACGUGGACAGCAGCGUGUGCCGGGACCUCGACGUGGUCCACGGGAUCGUCCGCAGCGCGGGCCUCGGCCUCCUGGCCCAAGAGCGGCAGGAGAACCUUCCGGACGAGAUCUACCACGUCUACAGCUUAGCCCUGAGAUGAGCGGGGCUGGCAGGAGAGAGGGACCAGUGUGGGGUGGGGGAGGACUGGCAGCCGCGUGAGGUCCACGAGCUCAGCCUCGACGGUUCGCGAGUGUCGAGCGGGGCCGCUAAAUAUACCUGUCUGCCGUCCACU